AGGUAGUAAUUCAGUAAGUUAAGACCCACCAAGACCAAACAAACCAAAGAAUCCCUUUCCUUGAUAAACCAGCAAACAAAAUAAAACAGCAGCUCAAUGCUGCAACUUCCCCCGGCUAAUGAAUUUCCUAGACAACUAGUCGUCACAGAUUUUUGAUAUAACUGUAUUGAUUAUAAUGUAUAUCACGGGGCUGGAGUCAAACAAAGUUAAAAUAUAAAUCUAAAGUACAUUUUUCUCUGUCAGUAGAUUAUCAGGAGGACUGACUGUGAACUGAUGUCCUGAAUGUGUUUUUCAAGUUUUAUAAAAAAUGAAUUCACAAUGUAAUGUUGAUUCUCUCUUAUUGUAAUUUGUUUGAACAACAUAAGUUUCUAAAUGUUGGAGACCCUGACUGUACAUUUAUAACAUCAAACAUUUCUCUGUUCACAUUAUUGUCAACUGGACUAAAACCCAAAUGUUUAACGUCCUUCAGGUCCAGUGUGUCUGUCACUGCACUACUCUCCACCGCUCAUAUAUGUCGUUUUGGGAGUUAUUGCCAAUCAACCAAUAAUGUUUGUGUGAAAGCUGCUCAGCCGGUUUCUUUCCAUUCCAACGGCUGCUUCUCUGGAAACAGUUUAAAGUGAAACUAAAGUUUUCUCCUCACAGUGUCGGCAGAUUAUCAGGAGGAGGAAAGUGACAACUGGCUGUGAACUGAAUGUGUUUUUCAAGUGUUCGUUUAGUGAGAAGCAGACUAAUGAGGACUUUGUGGUUGUUGUAGUUUUUACAGGAAGAUGAAGAUGUUUGUGGUGUUUGUGAUCCUCGUGCACGUUUCCCAGCAUGCCUCAGCUGUGGAGCUGUAUGAGGGGGAUGAGUUUGUCCUGCUGCCCUGUGAGUUUCAAACUUUUGAACUGGACAACCCCUCAGUGGUGUGGAGCCGCUACGAUCUCAAUCCUCCAACCGUCCACCAGCGUCAGCAGGAAGGUGAUGAACUUAAAGACCAAAACCAGCUUUACAGCGGCCGAACAUCCAUGAUGGCUGACGCUCUGGAAACUGGAGACCUCAGCCUCAAUCUGACAAAACUCUGCCUCUCUGACAGCGGCACCUACACCUGCACCGUCAGAGCAUUAGGAGGACAACAGAGAGUGAGAGACAUACAGCUGCAGGUCAAAGAACGAUUUCCAUCCUGGGCCACAGCUCUCCUGGUUCUCCUAGCUCUUGGUCUUAUUGUUUCUGGGAUGCUUUUAGUGCAUUUCCGGCAGUAUUUUAUGUCAGUCUACCAGGUGGAGGUGGAUUCAGGGGUGGAGUCUGUCCUGCUGCCCUGCAAAACCACAGUUCACCUGCCUGAGGACGUCACAGUGGAGUGGACGGACAGUGACAACUGGAAGGUCCAUGUGUAUCAGAAUGGCCCUGAUCAGCCUGAAGAACAGAUCCAGGAUUACAGAGACCGAACAGAGAUGAAGAGAAACCUGCUGGAACCUGGAGACCUCAGUCUGACCCUGAAAUACCCCACAGACAGAGACAGUAACACCUACACCUGCAUUGUCUACAACGGGGAGAGAAAGAUCCUGAUGAAGAAGCAAGUGGAGCUCCAGGUCAGAGUCUACCAGGUGGAGGUGGAUUCAAGGGUGGAGUCUGUCCUGCUGCCCUGCAAAACCACAGUUCACCUGCCUGAGGACGUCACAGUGGAGUGGACGGACAGAAAUGUCAGGAAGGUCCAUGUGUAUCAGAACGGCUCUGAUCAGCCUGACGAACAGUACAGUCGUUACAGAGCCCGAACAGAGAUGAAGAAAGACCUGAAACCUGGAGACCUCGGUCUGACCCUGAAAUACCCCACAGACACAGACAAUGACACCUACACCUGCACCGUCUACAGGGAGAGAAAGAUCCUGAUGAAGAAACAAGUGAAGCUCUGGGUCAGAGUCUGUCAGGUGGAGGUGGAGGAGGGGGCGGAGUCUGUCCAACUGCCCUUUAAGACCACAGCUAACCUGCCUGAGAAGGCUAGAGUGGAGUGGAGCCGCUAUGAACCCGAACCCAUGAUGAUGGUCCAUGUGUCUCAGAACAGUUCUGACCGGCCAGAAAAACAGAACCUAUAUUACAAAGAUCAAACAGAGAUGAAGGAAGACCUGCUGAAAACUGGAGACCUCAGUCUGACCCUGAAAUCCCCCAAAGAGAGAGACACAGGAAGAUACUGCUGCAUUCUUGACAACAAGGACAUCACUAGACAGAAAACAGUGCAACUCAAUGUCAGAGGGAGAACCAGGAACAGAAGCAGCUCCAUUGAUCCAACUCCUCUGAUGGCUGAUCGAUCUGUUUGAUUGGUCUGUUGAUCAAUCUUUGAUUAUUGAUCUGAUCUGACUUUGGAUCAGUGAGAAAAUGGAGGUGAAGAAGCUGAUGGACGACAGAUGAAGACAGGAGGACGCUCUGACUCCAUCCGCUAACUAUCUCACACAGUCUACACCCUCACUUCAGUUUUUAUUUCUCCUCUUGUUAUCCGGAGCUGCAGUGAUGGAAGAAGAGAUUAAAAACAUCAGUUCAAAGACACUUUAUUGAAACUGCAGCUUUAAUCUUCAUCAUCAUGUAUUAAGUGUCAGAAAGUGUUAAAAUCUGUUUUCGAACCAGAGUGACACCCGAAAAUCUAUCUGUAUUGAUCUUUAUUACAUGUUACCUUCAUGUGUACUUUGGUCCUUGUCAGGAUCCUGAAGAUGUUAUUGUUUUAGUUUAGUUAUUUCCUUAUGUCUCUUGUGAAACUUCCUGCGUCUGUUUUCCGGCCAGUUUUGAAUAUCUGCCUCGCAACAAAGUCCCUGUGUUGAAAUAAAAUCAUUGAACUGUA
This is a messenger RNA of Dicentrarchus labrax (European seabass), 2806 nucleotides long. RefSeq lists its product as uncharacterized. The record is from RefSeq and is a predicted model, not a curated record. Gene Ontology annotation, biological process: cell surface receptor signaling pathway; T cell costimulation; cellular response to lipopolysaccharide. NCBI's taxonomy places the organism in Eukaryota, Metazoa, Chordata, Actinopteri, Moronidae. The transcript has 7 exons. The coding region runs from base 768 to 2291 and encodes 507 amino acids. Gene Ontology annotation, cellular component: external side of plasma membrane.